AUAGCGACUUUACGUUACAUGAAGCAUCGAAAACUACAGAAUUAUUAUUUAAAGGUUUUAACCGAAUUUGAGCCUCGUCUGCUACCACGGCAUAGAAAAAGACAUCAACUAUUGAGUAGCAAGUACUAAGAGGUAGAAGAAGGAAAUCGCGAGUGUACCGGAAAGGAAGGACUUUGUAUUGGCAAGUGUACUGUUGACGUAAAUACGUAACUCGGGCAAAAGGUUGAAGUGUAUCGGCAAGCACGACGGCGUCGACGACCUGUAGCAAAACACCUGCUUUGCUCGAAACGCGAGACGGGGACACGGUGACGGCGGGGGCGGCCAUACUCAAACAACCGCCGAGCGAAGUGCGCGGCACAGCGCAGAAAUGAGACGAUAAUAAAUCGUGUUAUAUUGUUCAUAAGCCCGGGGAUAAGGUAACGGGUGUAAGUAUCUCCGUUGACACAUAAAAGAAAGGAUCCUGAAGAAAAGUGAAAACGGAAGUGUGGGACGCAUAGAGAAAGAGAGGAAAGCGGCUCGACGAAUCGAGGCGCAGGGAACGGUAUGAGUACAAAGACGGACGUGAACAGGCGGGUCCUAGCGAUUCAAGCUAAAAAAAAGAGGCACAAGCCAAGCAAACGAAAAGGGAAGGGCAAUUCUCAGGGCGAAUCGGAUACGUCGGGUGCCCAGUGCUCGAAAGCACCGGCUGCUCGGCAAGGACAAGGAUCGGGUUUCUAUCAGGAUGCCUCUGCACAGAGACCAUAUUCCAGCGACAAUGGAAACAGAUUGGAACCAUGCCACAGCUCAAGUAAUGAAACGAUAGAGGACGAUGACGAAGUAUACAGUAGUGAAGAUGAGGAACAGGAAGAUAGCACUGAUUAUUGUAAAGGAGGAUACCAUCCUGUAAAAAUAGGAGAUUUAUUCUUAAAUCGUUACCAUGUAACUCGUAAACUUGGUUGGGGUCACUUUUCAACUGUUUGGCUCUGCUGGGAUUUGCAGGAUAAACGAUUUGUGGCACUUAAAGUGGUCAAAUCUGCGUCUCAUUUUACUGAAACUGCAUUGGAUGAAAUUAAAUUAUUAAAAGAUGUGCGUGAUACAGAUCCUAGUGAUCCUAAACGCAAUAAAACCGUCCAGUUGCUCAAUGACUUCAAGAUCAGUGGUAUUAAUGGUCUGCAUGUUUGCAUGGUAUUUGAAGUGCUUGGACAUAAUCUUCUUAAAUUGAUCAUCAAAUCCAACUAUAGAGGAAUUCCAAGAAACAAUGUUAAACGUAUCAUCAGACAAGUUCUAGAAGGUCUUGAUUAUCUUCAUAAUAAAUGUAAAAUUAUUCAUACAGACAUUAAACCUGAAAAUGUCCUUGUUUGCGUUGAUGAAGCUUAUAUAAGAAAGUUAGCUUGUGAAGCUACUGAAUUGCAUUCUCUUGGAAUGAAAUUACCAGUCUCCUUAAUUUCAACUGCACCAAAGGAAUUUCAAGAACCUACUCCAAACUCUAAGAUGUCAAAAAAUAAAAAGAAAAAACUUAAAAAGAAAGCUAAACGUCAAAAUGAAUUAUUGAAAAAGCAAAUGGAACAAAUCGAAGAACUUGAGGAGCAAAAUAAACUUGCAAAUAGCACAAGAGAGAAUGGAGAAUUAGAAACAAAUAGUCCAGAUCAGGAUAUAAAUACAGAAAGUAUAGAAGAUAAUACAGAAAGCAAAGGCUCACCUGAUAUUUCAGAACCAUCUGCACCUUCAUUACAUAUAAAUGGCGUAGAUAGUUUAGCAGGUGGAGAAAAAGUAGAAAAUCAAUUACCUCAACAGCCAGAGAAGAUGGAUAAUGCAAACCUAUGUGAUGUAGAGAAAAAUUGUGGCGAAGGUGCAUUAUCAGCUGAUCAUGAAGAUGUAGACGAAUGUAGUGAGGGUCGUACUUUACAACCACCUGAAAGUAAACAAUUAAAAAGAGCAUCUGUAGCGCCCUUAGAACCUGCCUUAGUGGAAUGUGAUGUUGAAGUGAAAAUAGCAGACCUUGGUAACGCGUGUUGGGUCCACAAAAAAUUCACAGACGAUAUUCAAACUCGUCAAUACAGAUCGUUAGAAGUGUUACUAGGAUCUGGUUACGAUACAUCUGCAGAUAUAUGGUCCACUGCCUGUAUGGCAUUCGAAUUAGCAACUGGUGAUUAUCUCUUUGAACCACACAGUGGCAAUUAUUAUUGCAGAGACGAAGAUCACUUAGCACAUAUUAUUGAAUUGCUUGGAGAAAUACCAAGGCACAUUGCUCUUUCUGGCAAAAACUCGAAAGCAUAUUUCAAUAAGAAAGGAGAGCUGAGACGUAUUACUGGAUUAAAACCUUGGGGACUGUACGAGGUGCUUACGGAAAAAUAUGAUUGGUCACCAAGAGAAGCACGUGAGUUUGAAGAGUUCCUAACUCCGAUGCUCGAGUUUGACCCGAGUAUGCGAGCUACAGCAGCAGAGUGCCUGAAGCAUCCGUGGCUGCAAAUCAAAAAGUGGAGACGUAUAUGGGAAGGAUAUUUACGAAUUAAGUUUGUAUUAAAAUGGGAACUGCACACGUUUCUUCUGGGUGAAAGAGGAGCAGUGAUGAUUUGAACAGAAAUCGUUUUACACAUUUUGAUUAAAUUACAUUGGUUGUCGUUGAACGAAUUCAGUAAGUAAAUAUGAUUUUGAUACAAUUUAGAGGUCCAUCCAUCAUUUGAUACAAAUUCAUUUUGAACGUAAAACGAAUGCAUCGAGGGAGUAAAUGUUAGCUUUCACAAUGUGUACAGACACACAACGACCAAAAUCAUAAUGGGACGUUUGAUCUUAUUUCAUUUGUAUCUGUAUCCUUAAAUGGACACCUCUUUUCUACCCUUGCUGUGAUUCAUAAGAUUCAAUUUCAAGUUCAACGUGACACUAUAUCAUCUUAUGAAUUUAGACAAGUCUUCGUUUCGAAGUAAAACUCGUCUCAACUUCUUUUCCUCACAAUCAUGCGAUCCCACUGUAGUUACAACCUUGGGACUGAUGAUAGCAAUCCUGUUGAAUUUGUACAGUAUGACAACUGAGGUUAUUAGUAGAUAUAUAUGUAUAUUAUGUAUAACCGGUAUUAUCCAGUGAAGUGCGGCCAAUAAAAUGCGAACAGAAUGAUUGCAUCAGUAAAUAUUAAAGACACAAAAAAGGAAAUGUCUUCAAGUUAAAUACAUCUCUAGUUUCUACCUUGACCGUCCUUAUCGCUGAUACCGAUCGCCAUGCGAUUGUACUUUAACAAUAAAAUCAAUGCUUUAACCAGAGAGUGUAUAAUACGAUGUGACAUUGCUGGACGAAGAUCAUCACUGUAAAUUAAUUGUUUGAAAUUACGGGCGUUGACCGAUGUGGUCAAUAGCCCCACAUCGCUGUAAACAAACAAUAGUUUCUAAAAUGUACAAGUACUCUCUUAUGGAACAAACGGAUGAUCGGUCUCUUUAACAGCGGUUUAACGAAUUCAAAGGACGUGUGAUUUAAUCGCGUAGCCGCACAUGUAUAAACAUACCGAAAAUAUAUAUAUAUAUAUAUUAUAUACAAAUACAAAAAACAUAUACAUAUAUACAUAGAAAUAAAUCGAAUGACAGUUUACGUAGGUGUGAUUCGCUGCUUGGCGCUAGGAUAGUUAGGAUGAAAAUUAACAGACAUUAAUAGUAAAAAAAGAAAACAUGUGUAUAGCUUGAUGUACGAGAGUCUCCCUUUCCUUCUGAAGUUCGAGCAAGUCAUUGUAUUCAUAUUAAAAGUUUUAAGGCUCGAAACGUUUUGUUUCUCUCUCAACAAUAAGAAGGCGAUAUCUAUACGUAUAGAAUUUAAAGACCAGUGAAGAGUCGAACGAA
Molecule: messenger RNA, 3800 nt
Organism: Megachile rotundata (alfalfa leafcutting bee)
Lineage: Eukaryota; Metazoa; Arthropoda; Insecta; Hymenoptera; Megachilidae
Gene: SRPK
Product: SR splicing factor protein kinase
Biological process (GO): regulation of mRNA processing; peptidyl-serine phosphorylation; spliceosomal complex assembly
Cellular component (GO): nucleus; cytoplasm
Molecular function (GO): protein serine/threonine kinase activity; ATP binding
Source: RefSeq, a predicted model, not a curated record